Messenger RNA from Pygocentrus nattereri (red-bellied piranha), 1061 nucleotides. It is a transcript of the gene ndufa6, whose product is annotated as NADH:ubiquinone oxidoreductase subunit A6. Bases 35 to 409 code for a protein of 124 amino acids. Gene Ontology annotation, biological process: response to oxidative stress. Lineage: Eukaryota; Metazoa; Chordata; Actinopteri; Characiformes; Serrasalmidae. The record is from RefSeq and is a predicted model, not a curated record. The transcript has 3 exons.
AAGAGCCGAUUCGUUCGCGAGUCAUUCUUCAGCCAUGGCGUCGUCGGUUGCCCGCGGUGCUGUGAAGGCGGUCAAGCCGAUUUUUAGCCGGGAUGUGGACGAAGCUAAGCGGCGGGUGAGGGAGCUUUACCGAGCAUGGUACCGAGAGGUUCCCAACACAGUGGCGAUGUACCAGCUGGACAUCACUGUGCGACAGGGCAGAGACAAGGUUAGAGAGAUUUUCAACAAAAACAAGCAUGUCACUGACCCCCGAGUCAUCGACAUGCUGGUCAUCAAGGGUAAAAUGGAACUUCAGGAAACCAUCCACAUCUGGAAGCAGAAAACACAUGUGAUGCGUUACUUCCAUGAGACCGAAAACCCCUGCCCCAAUGACUUCCUGUCAAAAUUUUACCAUGGACAUGAGCCCUGAUCUACCCCACCCUACAUUUGCACAUAUAUUUGUGAUGAAACAGUGUGCUUAUUAUCUGCUGUUGAACUGUAAAUACUCAUGUUAUCUAAACAACGUGUCUGUCUGCAUUCAUACACAACGAAUUAAUAUUAAAGUUCUCCAAAUAUGUUUUGAAGGCAUAGAAGAUAAACGGAUCUGAGAUCCCCUCCCUCUUUCUGUUUCUCUAGAGGCUUUCGUGCUUUAUACACAAGUCUAGAAGGCGUUUUGGCAGUAUGCUCCUCAGUAAGAGGUUGCCUUUUUUGGAAAUGGUUUGCUUCUAUAGGUUCAUACUGUUCAGGUGGCCUUACUGUAUCUGUGUAAAAAUCAUACAACUCCAGCACCAGACUGGUUUAUCCAGUGUUGAAUUUAUUGGGCUUCAUGCAGACAGUAAGAGAGCUCAGCUCUGUUAAAUACACACUCACACACACACACACACACACAAACACAUCCAUGUGUACUGCAGAGUCACUCUAAAGCGGCGUAUGAGAAAUGAUAGGACACUCUGAUGUUUCUCUGCAAUGUAAUCUUCCUCCAUUAGUAGCAUCUUCAGCUUCAGACAUCUGAUGACACCUAUUGAAUUUAAGAUAUUGGGAGAAGGGAUGGGUCAACAAUAAAAACAAAAUAUUUGUCAUAA